UAACACUUUUAUUUCCGGGGUUAAAGCAGCCGCCAUAUCUGAAUGCGCUUUAAACACACAGACAUGUUUAUGUUUAGCCAGUUCAGAAAUACAGCACGAAAAACUAUAUAGUGCUUAAAUAUUACAUAAUAGACGUCCAACAGACAGACUAUAAAGAUGUCGUUGGUGGAUUUGGGAAAGCGUCUUUUAGAAGCAGCUCGGAAUGGUCUUGAUGACGAGGUCAGGACGCUGAUGGCCAACGGAGCUCCGUUCACCACUGACUGGCUUGGAACUUCUCCAUUACAUUUAGCAGCCCAGCAUGGUCAUUAUUCCACUGCUGAAGUCCUGCUGAGGGCGGGUGUCAGCAGAGAUGCCCGAACCAAAGUGGACAGGACCCCACUGCACAUGGCUGCUACAGAGGGCCAUGAGGUCAUUGUGGAUUUAUUAAUCAGGAGUGGUGCCGACAUCAAUGCCAAAGACAUGUUGAAGAUGACCGCUCUUCACUGGGCAGCCCAGCACGGCCAUCACAACGUCGCAGAGCUGUUGAUCAAACAUGGUGCUGAUGUACAUGCCCUCAGCAAGUUUGACAAGUCAGCUUUUGAUAUCGCUGUCGACAUACAACAUGCAGAACUUAUACACCUGUUACAGGAGGGAAUGCAGAAUCAGGUGAACAGGAAUGCCGAAGCAUCAAUCGUAAAUGGGAGCUCCACCCCACAGUUCAUCAUUCAGGGUGUCCCAAACCUUCAAGGGGGAGUCGUCAACCUCACUGACUUGAUCAAAGCCAACUCGGGUGACACAGAAGAGGCCAUAGCUGUCAGUGCUUUGGACUCAAGUAUCCAACAAGUGGUGAAUGAAUCGGGUCAGAGGGUCAUAACCAUAUUAACAGAUCAACAUGGAAACCUGCAGACAAAUGGACUCGGCCAACCUUUCUUUGUCACAAUGCAGGAUGGACGACAAGGUAUAACUAACUAUGUAUUGGCAGUUCCAGCCAAUCAAAUCACAGAGGAAGUGGUAGAGGACUCCGAACCUCCUGCUCGUAAAAGGAAAAUUGAAGUUUCAUCCAAUAAUUCAGAGACUGGUGAAACAGAGCAUCUCCAGUGGCAGUUACAGGAAGCUAACAGGAAAGCUCAAGCCUAUCGUCAGCAAUUGCUCCGCAAAGAGCAGGAAGCCGAGGGAUACCGUAUGAAACUGGAGGCCAUGUCAAACGGACAGACCAACGGCACCACGGCUCUGGACCAGGAGCACAUUGUGUUUGUGCAGGAAGAGGUCGGUAUCGAAGAAACAACGGAGGGAGAAGAGGAAGUUGUCAUGUUUUCAGAAGGUGGCGUAGUCAUCAAAACAGAAGAGAUCGAUUCUGCGGACGAGCAGAUCACUCUAGUGGAAGCCACGGCGGGUCACACAGAAGUCAUCUCAUAAAAGAGCACCCAAGAGCAUGGACUCAAUCCUCGAGCUACCAAAGAGUGCUUCAGCACGGUUUUUGGUUUGGUUCCUUUUGAUUUUUCAGCAAUUAAGUCCUUUUUGUAAUUUAUUUCCUUGUUCUGUUUUGGUUAAUGUUUCUUGCUUCAAAAAUGAAAGUUCACAAAGAAACAACCACAAUGUGCAUCAUAUGCACACACACGACCAGGGAAGAGGAUUCUUUCUGGGAGUCUGUAUCUGCAGUGUCCUGAAAAGUGGUCACCCAUCAUUUGUCCCAGAUGGGGUUCUUCAAAACAGCUGGAAAAGAUUCACUCAGGAUGGAACUCUUUGCAAAUUGCAUGUCUUUUGAGCUCCCCUAGAAAUGUAGCUGCCUUAUUCAGACAAUUCGUUUCUUUGCUUUUUCAAAUUAAACAUUGAAAAUUCAUCUCAGAGUGCAGCAGUGUUAUGUGUUCUAUGCAUUGGAAAUAAAAUAAUGCACCAGUUUCAAGAAUUUAAUUUGUAGGCAAUCUGUUUUUGUUUGUUUUUUUCUGCUGGACCAUUUAAAAAUCUGUAGGUCAAUUAAAAGUGCCUUGGUGUAUGUUUGGUCAUGUUUAAUUUUCAUACAUUAAGGAGUUUUUACAUAAAUGAUUCUACAUGAAUUGUUGCAUAUAUAGUAUUUGUUUAAAUGGGUAUAAAGCAUAAUUCCCAUUCAUUGAACAUUUUAACUCACAUUCCUUGUGUAACAUGUACCGGUAUUUUUUUAUUUUUUUUUUUUGAGUAUAAUAUGUUUUGUUUUAGUUACUUUGAAUCUUAAGUUGAGAGCUCUUGGCCACAAUGACAGUUAAAGGGAUAGUUCACUCAAAAAUGAAAAUUCUGUCAUCAUUUACUCACCCUCAGUUGUUCCAAACCUGUAUGAAUUUCUUUGUUCUGCUGGACACAAAAGAAGAUAUUUUGAAGAAUGUCAGUAACCCAACAUUUGCAACCAAGCACCACAUUGAUUUUCAAAGGGUUUUUCCCCCCAUACUUUUUUUUUUUUUUUUCCAUUUACCCAUAUUCUUCAAAAUAUCUUCUGUGUUCAGCAGACGAAAGAAAUGUAUACAGGUUUGGAACAACUUGUGGUUGAGUAAAUGACAGAAUUUUCAUUUUUGGGUGAACUGUCCCUUUAACAGCGCUUUCACAAAUGUAAAAAGUCUGAUUUCAGUAUCAGGGUUUUGUAUCUGUCUAGCUAGCCUUUAUGUGUAAUGUUAUCUCCCUGAGUUAAUCAGUGGUUUUUGAGGCACAUUAUAAUAUUGAUAUAUACAUUAGAUGGCAAGAGCGUGACUUUUAAACCGAAUCCAAUUUUGUGCUAUAUAACAAAAAAUAGUGACAGUAAAUGAUGUGUGUGAAGGACAUAAUUGUAGUAACCGCAGAAGGAAUGAUCAAUUUUAACCAGUUUUGAUUGCUUCUCACAUAGGAAAUAUGUAACUAUUUUCUUUUUAAAACAUUCAUAAAUUGUGAAUGUUUCUUUUUUUAUGUAAAGACAUCACCGUCCUCACAUUGUAUAAAUGAACCACAGUAAUAUACUGGCACUACAAUUUAUGGACCUACACUGGUGAAAAUGCAUAAUUUUGAGUUUAGAGAUUCCCCCACUUGUGUUAUAUGCUUAAAUGAUGUAUAAAGCUUUUGACUUAUUUUUGAUUAAAAAUAUUGCAAAUAUCAA
Messenger RNA from Ctenopharyngodon idella (grass carp), 3073 nucleotides. RefSeq names its product GA binding protein transcription factor subunit beta 2a (gene gabpb2a). NCBI's taxonomy places the organism in Eukaryota, Metazoa, Chordata, Actinopteri, Cypriniformes, Xenocyprididae. Gene Ontology annotation, cellular component: nucleus. The transcript has 8 exons. Gene Ontology annotation, biological process: positive regulation of transcription by RNA polymerase II. The record is from RefSeq and is a predicted model, not a curated record. Gene Ontology annotation, molecular function: protein binding; transcription cis-regulatory region binding. Bases 157 to 1395 code for a protein of 412 amino acids.